Molecule: messenger RNA, 1133 nt
Organism: Neofelis nebulosa (Clouded leopard)
Lineage: Eukaryota; Metazoa; Chordata; Mammalia; Carnivora; Felidae
Gene: WFDC3
Product: WAP four-disulfide core domain 3
Exons: 7
Coding region: 1-936 (311 amino acids)
Biological process (GO): antibacterial humoral response; innate immune response
Cellular component (GO): extracellular region
Molecular function (GO): peptidase inhibitor activity
Source: RefSeq, a predicted model, not a curated record
AUGGCUCCCCCGGCCCCCACAACUUCAGACCGACUCUACCACCGGCCGGAAAGUGGCCUCGUGACGUCAUUGCAGCGCGCCGUUCGCCGGCCCGGAAGCGCGCCGCGGGGAGCUGCGGCGUUUCCAUGGGAACCAAACGGCCGCGACUCGCCAGGGUCUGAGACGCCUACAGGCGCUGAGUGCGCGGUCGCCGGGGCUGCGUCCGGGGCGGGGCCGCGCCUCCCGUGUGGGCUCAUCAUCGUCAUGUUGAGCUGCCUUUUCCUCCUGAAGGCACUUCUUGCUCUUGGGUCCCUGAUAUCCUGGGUGGCUUCUGGAGAGCAUGUGAAAGAAGGAGAAUGCCCUCCUAAUAAGAACCUAUGCAAAGAGCUGUGCUGGGGGGACGAAUCAUGUCCGGCUGGGCAGAAGUGCUGCAGCAACGGCUGUGGUCGGGUCUGCCGAGGAGGCAUUCUGAAGGGGAGGAAAGGAGAUUGUCCCAGGGCUGUUCGGAAACAAUCCUGUUUCCAAAGGUGCGUCACUGAUGAGACUUGUCCGGGUAGAAAGAAAUGCUGCGCAUUUGGCUGCAACAAGAGCUGUGUGGUCCCAGUGUCUCAACCAAAGCUGGAGCCUGGAGGUGAAUGUCCGGCUGACCCCCUUCCGUGUAAGGAGCUGUGUGAUGGGGACGUGUCCUGCCCCCAGGGGCUUAAAUGCUGUAGCACCGGCUGUGGCCACUCCUGCCGUGGAGACAUUAAGGGAGGGCGGAGUGGUGAUUGUCCAAAUAUUUUGGUGGGCUUGUGCAUUGUCAGUUGCAUGACGGAUGAGAACUGCCAGGCCGGGGAAAAGUGCUGCAAGUCAGGCUGCGGCCGCUUCUGUGUCCCACCAAUUCUGCGAGCCGAACUGGCCACAAACCCCAGCUGGACCCUCAGGUCUGAUUCUGAAUUAGAGACCCGGGUGUCCUAGCUGUCCUGAGCUGCUACAGGGGGCUUGUUCUGGCUGCCAGGAGAGGGAGAUAUCCUGGGGCUGUGACUCUCCGGGGGGCUCUCAUUGCCCUCCCUGCUCUGCUUCUGUUCGUGCUGCUGCCCUGAGCGUGGGAAUAUAGCCGUGGAUUUGGGCAAUGGUGUUCGGUGCUGCUUGUCCCCAGUAAAGGCUCAUGCUGA